AUGUAUGUGAAAUGGGUUGAAACAGCAAUGUUUUACUAUGUGAUUUUAGUGAAUUUAGUGAAUGUAAUUUUUUGUCAUUUUCAAAUUUCCCUCCGUUCCAUCCCCGUACGUCCCGACGUCGCAGGGAACGGAACCCAGAUGACAGAUGCCGGCAUCCGCCGGAGGACAUUACAGGGGACACUGCAGGAGGGACAUUGCGGGAGCGCAAGACAAGGUAAGAGGAGAAAAGAUCCCGGAGCAGCGCCGCAUGGUAAGCCUGAGUGUAGCUUGGGGUUACCGCUUUUGCUACACUCGGGAAUACCGCCAGGGAGGCUA
Messenger RNA from Staurois parvus, 315 nucleotides. The record is from the annotation of a GenBank genome assembly. NCBI's taxonomy places the organism in Eukaryota, Metazoa, Chordata, Amphibia, Anura, Ranidae.